AUGUCACUGAUUCUGACAUCAUGUACCAUGGGGAAGCAACCUGAAAGGCUGCUCAUAAAAGGCCCUCAGUACCUGCGUACACGGAGUACUUCUGGACUGUUUGCCCAGGGUAAGAAAAGUGCCGCGGAACUGCUUGCGGAGAGCAAGUCGCAGUUUUACAGUAGCCGAAGCACCGUAGAUCUCAGCCUGCAGCAGGACCUAACUGUGUCGGUAGGCCAAGGUCAAAGGUUG
Molecule: messenger RNA, 231 nt
Organism: Candidula unifasciata
Lineage: Eukaryota; Metazoa; Mollusca; Gastropoda; Stylommatophora; Geomitridae
Source: the annotation of a GenBank genome assembly